This is a messenger RNA of Naegleria gruberi, 321 nucleotides long. RefSeq lists its product as uncharacterized. The record is from RefSeq and is a predicted model, not a curated record. Bases 1 to 321 code for a protein of 106 amino acids. NCBI's taxonomy places the organism in Eukaryota, Heterolobosea, Eutetramitea, Acrasida, Naegleriidae. The transcript has a single exon.
AUGGACACAAGUUUUAACCCAACGAAUCUCUUUAUUAAUUUGUUUUCUUCUACUACUUGUAAUGGCUCAUUCAAUGUUUCUUUGAAUGUUGUGAAUGAAUCAAAUGGUAGUGAUGGUUUGGAUUUGAGUGAGGUUCCUUACUCAUUAUUGGAGGACGACCCAGAAGAAGAUUUUCUAUUCAUCUGUAAAGAUGAUUCGAAUGUAGAAGAAACUGAUUCAAACAAAGAAGAGAAGAAUUUAGAGCAAGAUGUUGAUGCCAAUAAUACAGAGAACCAAGAAAACAAAUCAACAAAUCCAGAUGUUCACCAUCCUCAUUUAUGA